Messenger RNA from Vespa velutina, 2712 nucleotides. RefSeq names its product G2/mitotic-specific cyclin-B3 (gene CycB3). Gene Ontology annotation, biological process: regulation of cyclin-dependent protein serine/threonine kinase activity; mitotic cell cycle phase transition. Gene Ontology annotation, molecular function: cyclin-dependent protein serine/threonine kinase regulator activity. Gene Ontology annotation, cellular component: cyclin-dependent protein kinase holoenzyme complex; cytoplasm; centrosome. Bases 651 to 2183 code for a protein of 510 amino acids. The record is from RefSeq and is a predicted model, not a curated record. Lineage: Eukaryota; Metazoa; Arthropoda; Insecta; Hymenoptera; Vespidae. The transcript is spliced from 7 exons.
AACCUCAACAUUACCUUUCAACGAAAAUAACUAUAUUCAUUUAUACUCUAAGCGUCGAAUGUUUUCUGUGGACGAAAUGGUGGCUUCUGUGAUUGUUUCUAAAAGUUUCAAUUUUCUUUACUUUAUAUUAUAAUUUACUGAUAAAGUACUCGAAUAAAAUGUAUUCUCAAUGAUUUAUAAAUUUAAUAGAAUGUUAAUAUCAUUGGAUAUAUCGUGAAAUAUAAUUGUUCCUUUUAUUCCCGCGUUUUCCGACUUCAUUCAUUUUUGUACUAUCGAAGUUUAUUACUAACUCUGAAAAAAUUAAAUUGUACGAUCAAUUUAUCACAAAAACUAAUGUAAUCUUUUAGUACAUCGAAGAAAAGAAUCAUUUGACUUUUAUUAUUAUUUAUUAGUAACAAAAUCUGAUUUAAAGAAAUAAUAUAAAAUACGUUGCAUGUAUAGCUAUUCAUUUCAUAGAUGCACUAUUUUCUUUGCUUGUGGUGAACAUUUCCAAAGAAAAAAAAACGUGUAAUUUUAAGAUACAAAUACCGAAAUUAUAAUCGACAAUAUUUUUUGUGUGAUAAUUUAUUGUUAAUAUUUACAUAUGAAAUCUACAAAUUCUUUUUUAGAAAUUAGUAAAAAAAAUUUUAAGUUAAAUUGUAUUAAGAAAAAUGGUACCACCUAAAUUACCAAUUGGACAAGCUAGAUCAAAUGGAGCUACUAUACAGUUAAGAAAAGGAAUUUCUACACGAAGUCAGAAUAUACUUAUCAAUAAUGCAUUGCUCAAACAACCAAUUUUAAACAAAGAUCUUCGUUCUAAAAGAAAAGCAGAUGCAUCACCAUUGAAGGAUAAAACUGUUAAAAGAUCUGCUUUGGGAAAUAUUACAAAUGCUAUUGGAAAACCAUUUGGAACUCAACAACAAGAACCAAAGAAAGUAGUUAAGAAGAUUGCUACAAAAACCAAAACACUUCUUCAAAUUAAUUCAAAUAAAGUAGCAGAGAAAAUAGUUCCAAAAACAGAUGUAGUAAUAAAGCCAAAGCCAAUACAACGUAUUAAAGCAAUUAAGCAAGAAGAUGACAAGUUGAAAACUAAUAAUACUGAAACUGUUAGGCGUAGCAUAGACUCAGAAAAAUCUGGAGAUAAUUCGUUGUAUAUGAGUGCAUUGGAAGAUGUAUCGGAUAAUAGUAUAAAAAAAACUGAGAGAGAAAAUAACAAGGCUGAAAAAAAUGGAAAAAAUGAAAAAAGUGAGAAAAAUGAAAAAAAUGAGAAAAAUGAAAAAAAAGAAACGAAAGAAAUAAAAAUUGACGAUACUACAACAGGUAGAAAAGAAGAAAAAAUAUGUGUUACUAAUAAUUUAGAUGCUGUACCUGAAAGAAUAAUGCCUGAAGGUGUUCAAUGGGAUUUUGAUGCAGAAAAUUGGUUAGAUCCUUUCCAAGUAUCACAGUAUGCUACGGACAUUUUUAAUUAUUUAAAGGAAAGAGAAUGUUUAUUCCCUAUUGGAGAUUAUAUGGACAAACAAGUGUGUCUUUCGCGUUGGAUGCGAUCUCUGUUAGUAGAUUGGAUGGUUGAAGUACAAGAAUCUUUUGAACUUAACCAUGAAACUUUAUAUUUGGCUGUGAAAUUAGUUGAUCUCUAUUUAACAAAAGUCACAGUUGGUACAGAAACUCUGCAACUAUUAGGUGCUUCGAGUCUUUUUAUAGCAAGUAAAUAUGAUGAAAGGAUACCUCCAAUGGUUGAAGAUUUCUUGUAUAUAUGUGAUGGUGCUUAUACACAGAGAGAUCUUAUCAAAAUGGAAAUAAGUGUUUUGAAAGUAAUAGAUUUUGAUUUGGGUAUACCUCUUUCGUACAGAUUUCUUAGGCGAUAUGCUAGGUGUGCAAAAGUAUCAAUGCCAACGUUAACUCUGGCUCGAUAUAUCUUAGAAUAUUCAUUAAUGGAUUAUUCAACUAUUAGAUAUAGUGAUAGUAAAAUGGCAGCAUCUGCUCUUCUCCUUGCACUUCAAAUGAAAGAUUUAGGUGGAUGGACUCCAACUUUAGAAUAUUACAGUGGUUAUAAAGUUGAUGAUAUAAGAGAUAUUGUUCGCGUUUUAAAUGAAGGACUACAUAGAAAACAUAAAGAAGCAUUAGUAACAAUUUACAAUAAAUACAGUCACAAGAUAUUCUUCGAAGUAGCAAAACUGCCGUUAAAAGAUACUUUAGAUAUUUAAAUACUUUAAAUAACCGUUUAAAUGUAGAUAGAUGCUUGUGUAAUUAUUUUAAUGCAUAGAUUUUACUAUCAUUAUUGGUUAAUCUAUGUAUAAACUAAGAUUCGAUAAAAACAAACAAGCAUCAAUAUGCAGAUCGUGAUACACGGAUAAGCACAGUUUGUUUAAUGAAUAAGAAAAAUGAAAAUAUUUUCGAGUAAUUGUAAUUACUGUCGUAAAAUAUUUAGAUGAAGUAUAUUGAAUGACAUUGAAGCUCAAUUAGAGCUUUGCAUAACCACCUUCAAAAAGUGUAUACAAUACUUAGUUAUUCAUCUUCUUUUUUUUUUUUUUUAUUAUUAUUAUUAUUUAUACAUAUCAAUAUUUUCUCUAUUGCUCUAUACUACGAUCUAUUUUACGAUUUUUGUUAACAAAAUAUAUUUUAGCGUCACACUUUUACACUUCGAAGCAAUGAUUUGAAAGUAUUUAAAAUAUGAGAAGAUUGAGAUGUAAUGCAUUUUAUUAUAUUUCUUUUUUUUUUUUUCUUUGCAUGAUA